Molecule: messenger RNA, 572 nt
Organism: Chiloscyllium plagiosum (whitespotted bambooshark)
Lineage: Eukaryota; Metazoa; Chordata; Chondrichthyes; Orectolobiformes; Hemiscylliidae
Source: RefSeq, a predicted model, not a curated record
AUGGGAAAGUUGGCAGGUGUUGAUGGGAUUGGCAUCCCAGGAAUACCAGGACAGAAUGGAUUUCAAGGAGAGAAGGGAACGAUUGGACCCCCAGGGAUCCCAGGCCACAAGGGAGACCGUGGAGAAACUGGGGAACCAGGACCACGAGGAAUUGCUAUAAUAGGACCAACCGGGCCUAAAGGUGCCAGAGGAGAUAUUGGACCACCUGGACCCAUGGGACCCAAAGGUGAACAAGGGGUUCAAGGGAUUGAAGGUGAAAAGGGAAGCCCAGGAUUUGGAAUUCCCGGCCAGCCUGGCCUUAAAGGUGAACCAGGUGAAAGGGGCAAUGUUGGUUUAUCAGGCCGACCGGGUGAGAAGGGUGAAAUUGGCAAGGAAGGGGAGCAAGGGAAACCUGGAGCUCCAGGAAGCCCAGGGCCAAUAGGACUAAGAGGGUAUAAAAGGACAGAAAGGCGAACCAGGCAAGGGUGAAAUGGGUCCUCCAGGUUACUCAGGAGAGCGAGGAAUAAGGGGACCCUUGGGCCUGCCAGGCCGACCUGGAGAAAAGGGACAUAAAGGAGAUUCUGGAAACCCUG